AGCGCUCUCUCUCUCUCUGAAAAGUCUCCCCUCUCUCUCUCUCUCUCUACACUAGUAGUAAUUCAUUUCCGCUGGUGUGUAUAUAUAUAUAUACACAGUAUAGCAUCGGUAACGCCCUGCAGAAUAGCCGCCCCCCCCCCCCCCAAAAUCUUCACAUCUCAUACCAACAUACCCUCCCAUCUAUCAAUCUCCGGUUCUACUGUUGUCGAUCCCCAUUCCACUCUCUCCCCUUGAAGAAAUCUACUCUGGUUCAAAGGUAUUCCCGACUCUGAAUCCUGUUUUCCACUUUUUGUCGCUCAAAGAAGAUCUAGCGAGAGAAUCCAGAUACAGGUAGAGAGAUCCAUCCAAGAGAAGAAACAGAGUAUCUACCGGAGAGAAUUUCGUUAAUCCUCUAAUCUCGCGCCUGCGUCACGUCGACGCUGGCCAGCUGAUUCACCAAAUCCGGACAACUCGCUCGCGUGCACGGCAACGUUUCGUUAAUCCUCAAAUCUCGCUCUUACCGAACCAUCUGUCCACCAAUGGCGUCGCCUUCAAUCUCGAAUCCCGGAGCAACCUCCAACAGACUAUCAGAAACAAAGCGCAGCAGAAAACGACGCAAAAUCGCCAUAGAUAACCAAGCCGAACAACUUGACAACAAUGAGAUAAAACUCAGAUGGAAAUCCACGUCCGAGCAACAGAUCUACUCCGCUAAGCUCAUCGAAGCGCUCCGCCAGUCUCGCCGGACCUCCUCUCCCCCGGCGGCCGGCCGCCGUAUCCGAGAAACCGCCGACAGAGUCCUCGCCGUCGCCGCCAGGGGAAGAACUCGGUGGAGCAGGGCGAUUCUCACGAGUCGACUCAGGCUUCGACUCGGACAGCGUAAGAAAAAGAAGGCGAAGGUGACCGGCGGUUUCCGACCGAGGAAACCGGCGGUCGAGAAGAGGUUACCGGUCUUGCAGAAGAAAGUGAGGGUGCUCGGCCGGUUAGUUCCCGGUUGCCGGAAGUUAUCGUUUCCGAACCUUCUAGAAGAGGCGACGGAUUAUAUCGCGGCUCUGGAGAUGCAAGUCCGAACCAUGGCGGCGUUAGCCGGACUCGUCGACGCUAGAGCCGAAGCCGAUCAUUCUCAUCAGUUGAUCGACUUCGGCUCGAAUCUGUCGUAGUUAGUUGGUCUAUGCCAAGCUGUCAUUUCCAUUUUUUAUGUUUUUAAAUAUUUUUUUAAACUCUUAUUCCGAUUAAUUUUUAUUUAAUGUAUCUUUGUUGUAUA
This is a messenger RNA of Rhododendron vialii, 1240 nucleotides long. RefSeq names its product transcription factor bHLH149. Bases 519 to 1136 code for a protein of 205 amino acids. Lineage: Eukaryota; Viridiplantae; Streptophyta; Magnoliopsida; Ericales; Ericaceae. The record is from RefSeq and is a predicted model, not a curated record. The transcript is spliced from 2 exons. Gene Ontology annotation, molecular function: protein dimerization activity. Gene Ontology annotation, biological process: regulation of DNA-templated transcription.